This is a messenger RNA of Candida tropicalis MYA-3404, 522 nucleotides long. RefSeq names its product Spc19p (gene SPC19). Lineage: Eukaryota; Fungi; Ascomycota; Pichiomycetes; Serinales; Debaryomycetaceae. Gene Ontology annotation, biological process: attachment of spindle microtubules to kinetochore. The transcript has a single exon. The record is from RefSeq and is a predicted model, not a curated record. Gene Ontology annotation, cellular component: spindle microtubule; DASH complex. Bases 1 to 522 code for a protein of 173 amino acids.
AUGACAGAUCAAGAUCAUCAACCCAGAUUCAACAACCUAGAGAACUGUACAAACUCCUUACGGGAAUCAAUCAAUAUACUUCAAAAUUCCAAUCAAUUAUUAGAUGAUACAUUGAAAGGAAGUAAUAGAUUAAGUAAGAUACUAUCAACAAGGAAAGUCUUUGAUGUUAUACCUGAGUUGGAUUUAAAUGAUGCUAAAAGGAAUUUUGCUAAUAACAUAAACCCACAAAUCAAUGAUAAUUUACAGAAAUUACUGGAUGAAUUGAUUAAAUUAACCACAAGAAAGAAUACAUUACUUAAUGAAUUAAAAAUGCUCAAAGUAAGAUCCAAAAAAUAUGAAAAUAAACGAAAUAAUAAACCUACUGGAAAGAAUAUUAAUCGAUUAUUAAGUGAUGCUGAUAUUGAAAGUCUAUUGAAUAAUCUGAAAUUACAAGAUAAAUAUGAUAUUGGUAAAAUUAGACAAUUACAAGUAUUACGAGAUAAAAAGAAUCGAUUAAAGUAUACAUUAAGUAGAAUGAGUUGA